Molecule: messenger RNA, 1612 nt
Organism: Thamnophis sirtalis
Lineage: Eukaryota; Metazoa; Chordata; Lepidosauria; Squamata; Natricidae
Source: RefSeq, a predicted model, not a curated record
GUCGUGACAUGGCGAGCACAACUUUGCCUGGCUACCCACCACAUGUUCCACCAACCGGACAAGGCAGUUACCCAACCUCAACUCUUGCAGGAAUGGUGCCUGGGAGUGAAUUCUCAGGCAAUCCUUACAGCCACCCUCAGUACACAACCUACAAUGAGGCUUGGAGGUUCAGCAAUCCUGCAUUACUAAGUUCCCCUUAUUAUUAUAGUGCCACAUCCCGGGGCUCCGCACCUCCCACUGCUGCCGCUGCCUAUGACCGCCACUAACUACCAUGGAAACCACAUGAAACUGCAGGGUGACAGCCUAGGCCUCCAUAUCGUCCCUGUCUGAUGGACAUUCUGCGCCACCUGGAAGAAAACGGCAUCCCUCCCCUCCACCUUCUAUCCCUCAGUAUUUUUUCAGAUGGCAGAAUUUACUGACAUCCCAAGACAGAAAAUGUCAUAUAUCCCUUGCAAACUAGCCAAGCUACUCCACUGGGUAAUGGCAAAACCAAGUUUGUGGCCAGUGGUUCUGCUGUCUUCUGUUGCUAACGCCACUGCAAUAUUUCAGACUCCAUCUUGGUGAAUUCUUCAAUUUCUUCCACAUGAGUCUUCUCUAACUGUAAGAAGAAUGGAGAGUGACUAUGGGCAGUCAGUAGCAGAGGAGAAGGUUACUUAGAAUUCAUUGUCCCCCCUCCCCUUAAAAAUGAUCGUCUAUGAAAAAAGAACUUGGAAUGAUCAACAGUCAAAUUUCCAGAAGCAUGAGGGAAACACACGGCUCAGCCUAACGAAGGGGGAAAAGACGGUGCGUCAUCUGCUGUAUUUCACAAACAUUUCCUUGUGUGGUACCUUCCCUCUCAUUCCUAUCUAGGUUGGUUGAAGUAAUUAGGUCUUGCUUUCUUCUCAUUUGAAGAUUGACCAUUUCCAUCCUAUUUGUCAAAACCUUUACAAAGCGGAAGGUGAACAAGCAAUCACCCCCAUAAAUCAUGUAGAGUCAAGUCCAAAAGAAGGAUGGCGAGAUGUCAACCAACCAUCGAAAUGAAGAACUAUACAAGUGGAUAUAUAACUAUAACUGCUUUUAAUGCUUUGUCCUGAAAAGUCUAUUCAAUGGAGGAGGAAAAUAAAUAAUACCCCAGUUUUCUGAGAAAGUAAAGUCAUGAUAGAGUAAGCUGAAAUACCACCCCAAUUUCAAUGAUAGUCACAUUUUCCUGGGUUUCAUUCUUUUCCUUUUAUGCACGUAGGAAUAUCCAUGUAUGGCAGAGAGGCGAGCGAGUACAUUUUGUGUGCAGCCAUUCUGUACAAUAUACAAAUUUGGCAAAAAUUCAGAAAAAAAAUGAACAUCCAUUCUUGAUGCGAAACGUGCAUUUGAUUAGUUGCCAGCCAAAAUAUAUUGCUUUUUGCUGGGCAAUUUAAUAGUUUGGGCAACUGACAACGAAUCCAAAUAAUUUCAUUUAGAGCAGAGAUGAUUAUUUUGGUUCUCUACCUUUCAGUUUCUGCCAUUCCCAGAGAAAACAUCAGGAUGGAAUUAAAGAAUGACAAAUGAUAUAUUGCAAAAGAAAUAUUGAAAUAGAGAAAAAAAAUUAGAUUUCACUUCUAGAAUGUUAUGCCUUCUCUUCUUAUUGAGAGUAACAAAA